Molecule: messenger RNA, 639 nt
Organism: Culicoides brevitarsis
Lineage: Eukaryota; Metazoa; Arthropoda; Insecta; Diptera; Ceratopogonidae
Exons: 4
Coding region: 1-639 (212 amino acids)
Cellular component (GO): membrane
Source: RefSeq, a predicted model, not a curated record
AUGUUAGAUGUGAAAGGUUGCAAUGAAAAGUACAGUGAGAUGUGUUUUAAAAUUGAUUUAAUAAACAUUGUGGAAAAACUUUGUAAAACAAAUCAGAUCAAUUUACUACAAAGUCUGAGUAUCGUCAAAGAAGUAAACAUAAAUGAUACUAGUACCGAGGAAAUAGUUGCUGCAUUGGCAAAAAAUUUUCCCAAUGAUCCAUCAAAACGAUUAAAUGAAUACUUAUUAGCGAAAAUUUCAAACUUCCUUCGAUCGCGUUCAAUGAGAAUUAAAUUGCUAGAUGAUGACUCUGCCAACCUUGUUCAAUUAACAGCACGUAAAGGGGGAUCUGGUGGUCUUGGAGGUGGUAAAAAGGGUUAUGAUGCCUUAAUGGCAGCUGCCUUAAUGAUGAAAGGAACAUUAAUGUCUGUGGGACUUGGUGCAUUGGCAUUAUUGGCUGGAAAAGCUUUAAUGGCAGCUUUAAUGUCUUUAACGUUAUCAGCAAUUGUAGGACUUAAGAGCCUAUCUAGUGGUCACAAAUCAACUACUUAUGAAAUAAUUGCAAAACCACAUUAUACACAUUCUAAUAGUCAUUCUCAAACAGUGGAAGACCAUCAUCAUCAUGGUGUUGGAGGCUAUCAUACAGGAUAUGCUCGCUAA